Molecule: messenger RNA, 2639 nt
Organism: Benincasa hispida (wax gourd)
Lineage: Eukaryota; Viridiplantae; Streptophyta; Magnoliopsida; Cucurbitales; Cucurbitaceae
Gene: MEE13
Product: myosin heavy chain-like protein
Source: RefSeq, a predicted model, not a curated record
GCCAACGGCCGUUGUUUUGCGGGGAGCACAAGCUGUCCUGUCAACAGCCGCAAACCGGAGAGAGAAGAGGGAGAAGGAAGGAGACGGCUCUCUCUUUUUGGUUUCUACCUUCUCCUUUCCUCUCGAUCGUUUCUCCCCAUUUUCCCUUAUUGCUUUUACUUCAAGAUCAGAAUUCUUCUUCCUUUUCCUUCUCCACCCAGUUCCGCUCUGCAGUCCCACAUACCCAACAAUUCUUGUUUAAUAUGCCCAAGUAAUCAGGUUUAAUUAGCUUGCAGGUAUAUUAUUGUCACACUGAAAAUGGAUCAAGAGUUACCUGAUAAUGAACAUUUGCUCACUCGUAUUCAACAGUUGGAACAUGAGCGUGAUGAGUUAAGAAAAGAUAUCGAACAAUUAUGUAUGCAGCAAUCUGGGCCUGGUUACCUUUCUGUGGCUACUCGAAUGCAUUUUCAGAGGACAGCUGGCUUGGAACAGGAGAUUGAGAACCUGAAAAAGAAAUUUGCUGCUUGUACCAGAGAUAAUCACAAUCUUCAAGAGGAACUCGCAGAAGCCUACAGAAUAAAAAGUCAGCUGGCAGAUCUACACAGUUCAGAGGUUGCCAAGAAUUUGGAAUCGGAGAAGCAGCUUAAGUUUUUCCAAGGUUGUGUUGCUACUGCUUUUGCUGAACGGGAUCAUUCUAUUAUGGAGGCUGAGAAGGCGAAGGAGAAAGAAGAGUCGAUGUCGCAAAAGCUUAAAGAGGUCCAAAAUAGAUUAGAGGAGUUGUCGUCUGACUGUGUAAAUUUGAGGGAAACUAAUGAUACACUACGAAUUAACCUAGCCAAGCAAGAAGAGCGGAAUGAGGUUUCAAAACAGGUAAUCAAUAAGUUUUACGAGAUCAGACAGAGUUCUCUCGAAGGAUUUAUGGAUACUAGUUUGGACGAAAAAUGUCAGUGUCUUUUACACGAUCCUCCGGAAAUGUGGAGUUUCAAUGAUUCUUCAACGUUUAGAUAUAUAAAUUCUUUGGAAGAAGGACUGGAGAAAACGAAGAAAACAGUAGACAAUCUUCAAAAUAAGCUACGGAUGGGUGUGGAAAUUGAAAAGCAUUUAAAGCUGAAGGUGCAUGAUUUGGAAUUGAAGCUGAUUCGCAUGGACGAUAUGGUCAAGAGCAAGAUUUCAGGGUUUUGUCAAUACUAUUCUCAAUAUCGAGAUCAUAUAUUGGAUUUAUUGGACAAAGAAAUGUCUAAUAUGAAUUCGACAAUUGGAGAGAUUGAAGAAAAGAUUAUGCAAUAUGGCUGGGGAGUUCAGAAUAUGAAGGAUUCUGAGAAACUGCUGAAAGCAGAAAAUGAUUCCCAGGAUGAGCAUUUGAAUACCAAUACCAAGAUGAAAAUUCCUGGCUUACCAGAUUCCGUUGCUGAUGGAAAUGUUGAGGCCUCUGAAGCCCUUGCUUUGGCACUUCAAGAAAAGGUUUCAGCUCUGUUACUUCUUUCGCAACAAGAAGAGAGGCACAUGCUGGAGAGAGAUGUCAAUGCAGCUCUUCAAAGAAAAACAGAGGAGCUCCAGAGAAACUUACUGCAGGUUACCCAUGAAAAAGUUAAAGCACUAAUGGAGCUUGCACAAGUAAAGCAAGAACUACAAGUACUUAAAGAGAAAAGCGUUCAUGACUUGAAACGAGGAGUCGACACUGUGGAAAGGAAACUUGUUACUCACGAGAGAGAGGGGAAACUAAAAGGCUUGCUGAAGGGUACAUAUCUGAGACGUUGGGUAGGUGCACCGGAAAUCAGUGGAAGUGAAGCUGCAGCUCACUUGGAUAAUGAAGAAAAUUACUCUUCUCGGAAGUCUGCUCUGGAAUUUGCCAGAAUGAAAAUUGAAAACGCAACUCUUAGAGAAAGUAUUGAAAGCAUGGAGCAACUGACCUCUUCAAUUCACAGGCUUCGUCUCUCUCUUCUGAAGGCUAAAGAGUCAGUUACUUCUGAAGGUCCAGCUACAAGUGUGAUGGGGGCUCUCAAGGGCAUAAUCAACGAGGCAAAACUCAUAAAGACUGCACUUAGCAGCUCCUUACCCAUCAGUUGGUCAGCUGAGGUAAAUACUGGAUCCGGUGAGGAAACUUUACAUGAUUCAUGUGAUGUUUUAGGAGGAGACUCUAGCCUGGGAAAGGUAGAUUUUGUUUCUGCUGCUGGUUUUGAGAUGGUUGAGCUCCUUGUUUCUGUUGCUGAGUUGUUGUUAAAGGAUUACAUGGAUGUAAGUGGUUCUUGAUAUUAAACUGAUUGAGCUCUCAUCUACUUUGGCCUUGGAUUCUGGCAUGGUUAUGAAUAUGAUACUGACCAUUUUUCUGCUCUGCAAAUUGAUGGAUGAGCAAAUGGAGUGAGGGGGAUUUGUACCAUAGGAAAAUGAUAACUGGAGAAAAUAAUGAAAAUCUGUGCAUUACUGUAGGUUUGUUUAGGAUAUACAAACUGUAAAUGCAUGUAUCCUUUAGUCUAUGGCUCGGAUGAAAUUGAGUUGUCGAAUCCAAUUUAUUUGUCCUAAACAUUUGUACAUUUUUAUUAUGUCGAGGUUGAUGAUUUGAUUAGGUUGAGGUUUUGUUGUGGCAAAGAUGUGAAAACAAGUGGUCUGUUCAAAUUUACAUUUGUGAAUACAGAUGGAAUUUAGUCAUUAAAAUUUUUACU